This is a messenger RNA of Nelumbo nucifera (sacred lotus), 3774 nucleotides long. RefSeq names its product glutamate receptor 3.3-like. Gene Ontology annotation, cellular component: membrane. NCBI's taxonomy places the organism in Eukaryota, Viridiplantae, Streptophyta, Magnoliopsida, Proteales, Nelumbonaceae. Gene Ontology annotation, molecular function: G protein-coupled receptor activity; ligand-gated monoatomic ion channel activity. Gene Ontology annotation, biological process: G protein-coupled receptor signaling pathway. The record is from RefSeq and is a predicted model, not a curated record.
UCUUACCUUCAGUUGCCUCUCCUUACUUCAAUCCAAGUUAAACGUGCAAUGUCCACGUAUAACUUGAGGGGGGGAUAUUAGAUAAGGAGAAAAUAAGGCUUACCCAAAAUCAGGAUUGUGAUAGAGUUUGAACUGUAGAGUUCGAUUCGAACUCUUCCUCUUUACUCUAUUUAAACCUCAGAAAUGCAAUUCACGUUGGUGUGUGUUGUUUUUCUCACUAGCUUAACUUUGUUUUACAAGGCCCCCACUCCUUUGAAAAAGAAGCUGUUCUACUGAAAUGACGUGACUCUACUCUUUCCAAAGAUACCAUUUUGAUUUUUGACGUCUUCUUUUGCAGGCGAGCUAUUAAACUUAGCUGCUUGUGCAACGCAAAAGAUAACGUCUUUUACUUUGUUUUACAUCAAGAUCUAAUAAGAAUUCCUUUCCUUCUAAUGAGCACAGCUUUUGAUCAAUUGAUUGAUUUUGAUCUAAUAAGAAUUCGUUCAAGUUACUCAGUUUGGAAGGAGUACAAAUACAAAUAUAUGCACAGUAAACAAACAUACAAAAUAUAAGGUUUUGCACUCUACAUAUUUGUAUUUAUACUCCUUACAAACGCACUCGAAAAACCUAUACAACUUUCUUUUUCUAUUUGGGUGGGAAUGCGAUGUAUUUUGAGUUUUGUUUUCUCAGAGCUCUGAUGCCUGAUUCCUGAUUACUAUCACUGGUUGUGAAAAGAUAUCUCCCAUCUUCUUAAUUUUGGGCGCAGGGGAAGAUAAUUGGGCCUUUGUUCAUCAUGGAGCCAACCAAUAUUGAAGUGGUUUUGCUGCUUCUUUUUGUGGUUUUCUGUUCUCGAGUUGUGCCGGAUGGGGUCACAGAAAACGUUUCUUCCUCAUCAAGACCCUCUGUUGUGAACAUUGGAGCCAUAUUAAGUUUUGACUCUACCAUCGGUAGAGUCGCUAAGAUUGCACUGGAGGCAGCAAUGGACGAUGUCAACUCCAAUUCCAGUGUUCUUCAUGGAACAAAACUGGUUAUCAAGAUGCAAAAUUCCAAUUGCAGUGGGUUCGUUGGCAUUGUUGAAGCUUUGCAAUUCAUGGAGACAAAUACCAUUGCUAUCAUUGGUCCACAAUCUUCUGUAAUUGCCCAGGUAAUAUCACAGGUUGCGAAUGAACUCCAAGUUCCCAUGCUGUCAUUUGCAGCCACGGAUCCCACUCUCUCUUCGCUUCAGUUUCCCUUUUUCAUUAGGACAACACAGAGUGAUCUGUACCAGAUGUCUGCAGUUGCAGAGAUGGUUGAUUACUAUGGUUGGAGAGAGGUCGUCGCUAUUUUUAUUGAUGAUGAUUAUGGGCGGAAUGGGGUGGCAGCAUUAGCCAACAAACUUGCUGAAAGACGAUGUAGAAUUUCUUAUAAAGCUGGAAUUCCCGCAGGCGGUGGAAUCAGUCGUGGUGCCAUCUCAGAUAUUCUCGUUAAGGUAGCUCUAAUGGAGUCUCGGGUUAUUGUUGUCCAUGCCAAUCCUGAUUCAGGCCUCAUGGUUUUCUCUGUGGCACACUAUCUCGGAAUGAUGGAUAAUGGGUAUGUGUGGAUAGCUACUGAUUGGUUGUCUUCUCUUUUAGAUUCUUCUUCUCUUCACCCUUCGCAGAGCAUGGAUUCAGUGCAAGGAGUUCUUACUUUGCGUCAACACACGAUGGAUUCAGAAAGAAAUAGAGCUUUCUUUUCCAGAUGGAAGAGGUUGACUGGUGGUUCUUCCUUCGGCUUGAAUUCUUACGGCCUCUAUGCUUACGAUACCGUGUGGCUGGUUGCUCAUGCGAUUGAUGCAUUCUUUGGUCAGGGUGGAACCAUCUCAUUUUCUAAUGAUGCAAAGAUACGAGAUGCAGAGGGGGGUGGCCUGCACCUUGAAGCAAUGAAAAUCUUCGAUGGAGGGAAGAAGCUGCUGAGCAAUAUACAAGAGACGGAUAUAAUUGGUUUAACCGGACAAAUGAAGUUUCAACCAGACGGAUCUCUGUUUCGUCCUGCAUAUGAUAUCAUCAACGUGAUUGGAACUGGAUAUCGACUAAUAGGUUAUUGGUCUAAUCAUUCUGGGUUAUCUGUGGUGCCGCCGGAGGCACUCUACGAAAAACCACCCAAUCGCUCUUAUGCAAACCAGCAACUUUUAUCUGCAAUUUGGCCUGGGGAAGCAACAACAAAGCCCCGUGGUUGGGUUUUUCCCAACCAUGGCAAGGAGUUGAGAAUUGGGGUUCCAAAGCGAGUUGGGUUCAGGGAAUUCGUCUCGCAGGUGAGAGGUACCAAUUUGACGAAGGGUUUCUGCAUAGAUGUGUUUACUGCUGCUGUAAACUUGUUACCAUAUGGUGUUCCAUAUAGAUUCAUCCCCUACGGUGAUGGUCUCAAAAACCCAAGCUACACCGAGCUUGUGAAUCUGAUCACAUCAGAUGUCUUUGAUGCUGUUGUCGGGGACAUUACAAUCGUCACAAAUAGGACAAAAAUUGUGGACUAUACACAGCCAUACAUCAUGUCUGGGCUUGUUGUAGUGGCUCCAAUUAGGAAUUUGAAGUCGGGUGCCUGGGCUUUUCUGCGGCCAUUUACUCCAGCAAUAUGUUGUGCCACUGGUGCUUUUUCUCUUCUCGUUGGAGCAGUUAUUUGGCUUGUGGAACAUAGGACGAAUGAUGAGUUCAGAGGUCCACCCAGGAAACAAAUCAUUACUACUUUGUGGUUUAGCUUAUCAAGUUUAAUUUUCCCGCAUAGACACAGCACAAUGAGCAGCCUGGGCAGAUUUGUGAUUACCAUAUGGCUUUUUGUGGCUCUGAUCGUCAAGGCGAGCUACAUUGCGAGCCUGACCUCAAUCCUCACAGUGCAUGAGAUGUCUUCACCUAUAAGAGGAAUUGAGAGCUUGAGAAAAGGUGGUGGCCGUAUUGGAUAUCAAGUGGGAUCCUUUUCUGAACAUUAUCUGACAGAGCAGCUUGGCAUAUCUAAAUCUAGGCUUCUCCCUCUGGGUUCAGCAGAAGAGUAUGCUUUAGCACUCGAACGUGGUCCUGGAAAAGGAGGAGGUGUGGCUGCUGUGGUCGAUGAAUUUCCUUAUGUCAACCUCUUCCUCUCCACCCACUGCAAAUUCAGAAUUGUAGGUCAACCGUUUACCAAGAGCGGAUGGGGGUUUGCCUUUCGACGGGACUCUCCUUUGGCUGUGGAUUUGUCGACUGCAAUUCUGAGACUAUCAGAGAAUGGGGAUCUUCAGAGGAUCUAUGACAAGUGGCUAAAAAGAAGCAUUUGCAGUUUGGUUGUUACAGAGUUUGAAGCCAACCGACUCCACCUCAAGAGCUUCAGGGGCCUUUUUAUCAUGUGUGGCCUGGCGUUCUUUCUUGCACUCGUUAUUUACUGCUUGUUGAUUAUAAGAAAGUUUAUUCGUUACCACCCUGAGGAAUCUGAUUCCACAGGCCAAGGUGGCUCUAGGUAUAGGCUUCUUUUUAAAUUCAUAUCCUUUCUUAAUAAGAAGGAAGACCGUUCAGAGACGAGGCCUAAGAGAAGACAAUCAGAUGAGACCUCAACUGAUGACGAUGACAACGAAGAUGAGUUUGGGAGAAAUCCCAAGAGAACAAAAAGACAAAUUUCUCCAUAUAUAUAGGCAAUUAACUUGCUUUGAUAUGUUCGAAUUGUGUAUGAGUGAUUAAUCCUACUACUGGUAUUGGAGAUCACUGGAAAGAGAAAAAGUAUAUCUGAACGGAAGCCAUUAAAUUUCUUCUUUCCGCACAAAAUGUCUCUCCUACUUGUAAAGUUAUAAUACAUGUAUAUUUUAUGGUGUAUCCAUGC